AUGGGCUCUAAAAAGAAGGCAAAAAAGAACGCCGACUUCAAGAAGGUUAAGCUGAAAGUUGGCAAGAAACUUAAGAAAACUACCACGACCGAUACGACUAUUCAAACGAAAAAAAUAGUGCUAAUCUCCCAACUAGAAGAAAAAUCGGAAUCAUCGGAUAAACCGCUUUCCUACCGCGGUCUUUCUCUCGAAGAACUGUGCAGACAACUUGGUCACUUCAAUAAAAGUGUGCGAAGAGAUGCUCUACUAGGUACAAAACAGUUAUUGACUUCUCGCCCUGACUUGAUCGAAACUCAUCUGAGAACGUUGAUUCCCUCCAUAGCUCGUCUAAUCGCGGAUUGUGGUCAUGAUCCCGCUUUGAAUGGCCAGCUUCGGGCACUUUUACGUGUCAUCUGCUCCGUGUCUUCCCAUGCGAUGGCUGCCCACUUCACAUUAUUCGUGGCACAUCUUCUUCACGCUCUAACGCAUAGUGAAGCAGGGUGA
Molecule: messenger RNA, 483 nt
Organism: Strongylus vulgaris
Lineage: Eukaryota; Metazoa; Nematoda; Chromadorea; Rhabditida; Strongylidae
Source: the annotation of a GenBank genome assembly